AGAGAGAGAGAGAGAGAGAGAGAGAGAGAGAGAGAGAGAGCAGAGCAUUGGAACAGGGACUUCCCUGAGCCUCCAUCAUCUACAGAGAGAGAAAAAAACACUCUCACACACACAGCCUCCCAAGCACACACACACACACACACACACACGCGCACACACGCACACUGUGCUGAGAGCUAGCAAGGGGCUUUAAACAGCUUUACACUAAACGGAGACAAAGGGACUGUAAGUUACCACAAUGGAGGAAAACAUGGAUGAAUCACAAAGCCAGAAAGGUUGUAAGGAGUGCUGUGAGCGCUGCGUGGGCAGUCUGCCCUGGGCCUCCCUCAUCGCUACGGUCCUCCUCUACAUGGGUGUGGCCUUGUUUUGUGGGUGUGGCCACGAGGCUUUGAGCGGCACCGUCACCAUCCUUCAGAACUAUUUUGAAGUCAUCAGAGCCCCAGGAGAAACACUGGAUGUGUUCACCAUUAUCGACAUCCUGAAGUACAUCAUCUACGGCCUGGCAGCUGGAUUCUUUGUGUUUGGAGUGCUGUUGCUGGUGGAGGGCUUCUUCACCACUGGAGCCAUCAGGGAUCUCUAUGGAGAGUUCAAAAUCACCGCGUGUGGACGCUGCCUCACUGCAUUCCUCAUUUUCCUGGCCUACCUGUUCUUCCUGGUUUGGCUCGGAGUGACAGCAUUCACCAGCCUGCCCGUCUUUAUGUACUUCAAUGUUUGGUCCAUGUGUCAGAACACCAGCUUGGUGGAGGGAGCCAACCUCUGCCUGGACCUGCGUCAGUUCGGAGCGGUGGCCAUCUCUGAGGAAAGAAAGGUGUGUACAGGAUCUGAGAAGUUCUUCAAGAUGUGUGAAUCCAACGAGCUGGACUUGACCUUCCAUCUGUUCGUGUGCACACUGGCAGGAGCAGGAGCUGCUGUCAUCGCCAUGGUCCACUUCCUGAUGGCGCUGGCGGCUAACUGGGGCUACCUGAAGGACGCCAGCCGGAUGCAGAAGUACGAGGACAUCAAGUCCAAGGAGGAGCAGGAGCUGCACGACAUCCACUCCACACGCUCCAAAGAACGUCUCAAUGCCUACACAUAAACACACACACACACACACACACACACACACACACACACAAACACACACACACACAUACAUGAGUGAAAAAACAACAAAAACAUACAUUCAAAGACAGGAGAAGGCAGGGAUGAGUUGAUGACAUAAAAAUUAUAAAACACAAACACCAUGCAGUAGAUCAUUGGCUCAGGUGAUCUAUGCUAACACCUUAGCAUCCGCUAUGUUGCCCUUUCCCUUCAGAAUGGAAACAAGCGAGAGCACGGUGCUGCUGAUGGCAGACUGCUGAAACUCCAUCAUUGCAUCAUUUCUCAAUUUAAAUGGUUCCAGAAAGAAAAUCUGGCUGAAUCAACUUUAAGUAGUUCAUAAUAUUUCACUCUGAAGAUUUCUUCAUAUGAAGGCCUAAAUGGACCAGGCCCGGUCUCCGCCUUUUUGGGCCCUAAGCUUUCCUUCCCCUUCAACUCCCCAGAGUAGCUUUGCACUGUGUCAGUGUGCAGAAACAUCCGCUGAAACUAGCCUGACAUCACAGACAGAAACUCAAAUAACCAUGGAAAAGGUAACAAACUAACAAAACUGUACAGUGCAUGUAUAAAAAAAGCACACAAAACAUACAAGAUGAACAGAAGAACCCAGAGAACUGUUCCAAAUGUUAAUGUGCUUUGUGGCCCCUGGGGGCCCUCAGCGUCUGAUUGGUUUGAUACGUUUUGGCCGGCUGUGCUUUUUCCUUUUAAAAAUGCCAAGAUUACCCAAAAAGUUUGGUCUUUUGUUUGUGUCAGUGUUCCUGGCUUACCAUUGGUCACCGUGCUAAACUGUGACAUCACAGCUGUUAGCAUGGCAUGCUGCAGUCAACGAUCUACAGCAGACACACACACACACACACACACACACGCACGCACACACACACACACACACACACACACACACACACACACACACACACACACACACACACACAGUCGGUGUUGUGCAGCCAGUGUUCUAUGGUGGUGUUGUGUCGUGUCACCACAUUAUGAUAAGGUGUAUUGCAGAGAAAGACGCUCUCCAAGGAAACGUGUACCCGGGUACUGAUGGGUAGCUUUGAUAACCCCCCCCCCCCAAACCCUUCCUCUUUCUCUGCUACGGUACCUCUUCAUCCUGAGCUCAGUUUCAUUAGCUGUUCCACAUAUUCCUGUUCCACAGACGGUCAGCUUUUGGAAAUGAAACGCAGGCUUAAUAGUUUCAUGUAAUAAUGAUAAUGAAAGCGUAUUUUGAUUCAGAAAAGACGCAGAUGAAGAUGAUGUCAGAAAUGAUCUUUUUUUCCAAAAAUAGCUCUAUUUGUACUCUAUAUCAUACUUCGGGCUCUUUAAGCAUAAAAGCAGCUGAGAUGCCUGUGGGAACUGAAACGGCUAAUGAAACGGGGCUUCAUCCCGUCAGUGGAAACUGGGGAUCUGUCCUCAGAAACAGCACAUCUUUUCAGCACAAAGUCUUUUUUACAUGUGUCAUGUUCUCAUCAGUCUGAUAAAUAAUGUCUCCCUUUUUGGAAUUUUGCCACAUUUUUAUCAGUAUUAUUUAUGUGUAAUUUUAACAUUGGGGUAUUUAUAUGGGGCAGGUGUGUGUGUGUGUGUGUGUGUGUGUGUGUGGGGUGUUGGGUAACAUCACUUUCACAUUUUCAUGUUAUGAUACUAUAUUUCAGUGGUUCUGCACACACACACACACACACACACACACACACACACACACACACACACACACACAGAGUAUACAUCAAUCACCUUUUUAAUCUCGUGUUUUCUUUUUUAUAACUUUCUUUCAACCAGCCCUAAUGUGACCAAAAUGAGCACUUCUUAGUAAGUUGUGUUUGUCAUUGGUGACAUGCCCAGAUGCAUUGUGGGUGCUGUGUUGGUAGUGCAGGUUGUAAAGGCUGAGCUGGUUGUCCCUCUCAUGAAGAGUUGAGUUGAGUUGCUGGGGUGUUUGAUAUGAGAGAUGGGAACAGUGAAUCAGAGGCGCUGAAGGAACCAGGUCCCUAUUCAGCAUGUCACAUCUAAAAGAUGUGAAUCCUCAAUGGCCAGGGGGAACGCCCAGGAUGUUUGUGUCAUCCGUGAAGUUGUGUUGAGCCAGCAUUAGAGGGAGCGGAUUGGUCCAGCUGUGGAGGGAAGGGAAGGGAAGACUCUCUAUCUGCCAGUAGAGACGUCAUUACUGUACUGAGGAAGACAUUAGUCAUUACACACACACACACACACACACACACACACACACACACACACACACACACACACACACACACACACACACACACACACCGCCAUUGCUCUGAGCCGUAAUUAUUUCAGCAAGAACAUUUCACUAUUUUAUUAUCAACUUUUAAUCUAUGAGACUUUUUAAAUGUGAAAUUAUUGAUUAUUAAGGGGAAAAGUAAAUGUUCUUUUUUUCUUUUUCCUUUUUGUGGGCAGUAUUAAGCACUGUACCUACAUGAACUCUGUAAAAAGAUAUACAUAUAUAUGUGAAACAGUGGAGGUGAGCAGCCGGAGAAGGAUGACCUGUUGGUGAGUGAGUCUGGAGGAGCCCAACACGCAUACACACACAGACACACAGACACACACACACACACACACACACACACACACACACAUAUACAUCAAUAUAGAGGGAAUAUAGAGGUCUGAGUCAGUGCCAGAUGAUUCCCACAUGGCAGUAAUCAAUUGGCUGACUAUCUAAAACUAAUGGUGUACCUUGGAAAAGGUUCUGCGGCUGUGCACCUGUAUGGUCCUUUAACAGGCAAACAUGGCGCCUCAGCCACUAUGUGACCACAUCUCUCUGUUUGAUACUUGACUUGGUCUUGGUCAGGCAGAAGCCGUGAGGUUUCACCCUUCUAUAAGACCUUGAGUGGCUGCGUGUCCAUGUAGACACUAAGCUUUGGCUUGUCUGGCCUUUCUCCCAAACCAUUGGUUCCAAGCUUAUUUUGUUUAGAUCUGGUUCUUUGUGUAAAUGCAGCGCUGACAGAAUGAAAGCUCUGAUGAGUGUGGACUCCAGCAGACUCGUGUCCUGUUCAGGUGUAUCUCGGCUGCUCACUCAGUAUUUUUAAGGGUCUAGUUUUACAGUAACAGUAUUCUAUCAUUUCAUUGCCUGACAAUGGAUGUCUUGUCAGUGUUUUUAACUUCAGAUAAAUGAAAAAAAAAUAGUUUUUGUGCACUUAUUUUAUUGACCAUUGUGAGCUCUCUCUCUCUCUCUCUCUCUCUCUCUCUCUCUCUCCGUCUCUCCUUUCUCUCUUCUCCCUCUCUCUCUCUCUCUCUCGCUCUCUCUCUCUCUUUCCGUCUCUCCUUUCUCUCUUCUCCCUCUCUCUCUCUCUCUCUCUCUCUCUCUCUCUCUCCUCUCUCCCAUUCUUGGUGUGUAAGUGCAUUUAGAUCCCAUUGUGGGAUCUGUGUAUAGUCUUGCAGCAUUGGUUAUAAUCUGAAGAAAACAAAUGAAUUGAUAAAAAUGACGAUAAUCUUAUACUAGGUAAAAAAAGACAGUGAAUCUAGUUGUUGUUUGUGGCAUGGUUAUGCAUUCAAUGGUCAUCAUUUCAAUGAUUAAAACUAUACAAAAAAAUCCUUAUUUUCCACUGGUGCUGUUCUGCUGUUUGGAUUUGUUUUCCACGUUUCAGUGUGCAGUAUUGCGGUUCCUGUUGCUAAUGGUGUUGCUAAGCUAGCUUGCUUGCUCAGUUGUUUACCACCAGAGCAAUAUAUUGUAGCAGUUUGACGAAAUCAAGAAGUAAACAAGAAAUCCAUAGCCGUACAUUUCUGGCAUACUGGUGCAUGAAUCUAUGAUUGCAAGUCUUAAGUGAUAUGAUCAUGGUGUUUUUAAUUGUUUCUCCUAAUGAAGCACAUUUGCAGAUGUGGUGUAAUGUAUUGCUCUGGCCAGCUAUCAUCCUGCUCACAUCGUCUUCCUCAUUCUGGCCCUUCAGGCUAAAAUCUGGGUGUCCAAUUCACAUUUGUGACCAUAUUUGAAUUUAAAUUUAACCCAUGUCUGAUUUGCUGUGUGCCUGCAUGCAUUUCAAGAGUCAGUGAUGUAUGAGGAAAGCUAUGUGUAACCUAGCAACACACAGCCAGAUCAUCAUCUGUAAUGGACAGUGGCAACAAGGGGUAAUAUACAAAUAACAAAUAACAUUUCAGGUUACUUCCAAAGCAUAUUAGAGCUGCACAAUCCCAUUUGAAGGUGAAGAAGAGUUCAGCCUGGUUGCAGGCUGCAGUGACUGAACCCUGGCACAUACAUUCCUCUUAAAUUGGAUCUCCACAUAUAAAUAGAUUUAAUUUGAGCAAAAACGUCAAAUUGGGUCAUGUUUGCCAGGUGGUGUAAAGGUAGCCUGAAUGAAAUCUGAUAUUUACUGCCUGCUGUUGGAAUCAGUGAGAGGAUGUGAGCUGCCCGCACUCCAUUGUUUAAGUCUCCUCAUCUAACCCACGUCCCCUAGUAAAGAUGAAUGUGUCCUAAUCCUGCAUCCUAAUCCUGCGUCCUUCAUGUCCACCCCUGGCCACAUCCUAUUGUGAUAGGAUUUAGACAACUGACAAUGUCAGCUUAUUAAAGCAUGGAUUUCAAAACAUGAAAUCUGAUAUCUAACCCUCUGUGAAAAAGAUUUGAUCUGUUUUUGCAUCUAUAAACCCUCCGCUCUGUCUCACAGGAGGAAAGCUAGGAUCCUCUGCAGCCCAGAUGUAAAGCUUAUAAUGUUAGUCUGUGAUCAUCACAUGUUCCAGACCCAUGCUUAAUGUCAGGUUGGACAUCUUGGACAAUGGGAGUAUUGUUUUUCUGUUUCACCAUAGUAUUCUAGACUUUUUGUACUUCACUCUGGUUGCUUAGUAGCAGGCUUUAUCUGAUUCACUCCUCCAUUUUUGUACAUAUGUGUGCCAACAGCCUGGGCAGACAGUGGCUUUUUUAUUUGUAAAGACAUAAACUUGCUUGCAUAUAUAAAUAAAAGAAAAUAAUACACUUGUGUACUUGUUAA
Messenger RNA from Sander lucioperca (pikeperch), 6002 nucleotides. RefSeq names its product neuronal membrane glycoprotein M6-a-like. Gene Ontology annotation, cellular component: neuronal cell body; filopodium; plasma membrane. The transcript has 7 exons. Gene Ontology annotation, biological process: neuron projection development. Bases 239 to 1075 code for a protein of 278 amino acids. The record is from RefSeq and is a predicted model, not a curated record. Lineage: Eukaryota; Metazoa; Chordata; Actinopteri; Perciformes; Percidae.